Molecule: messenger RNA, 982 nt
Organism: Pseudopodoces humilis (Tibetan ground-tit)
Lineage: Eukaryota; Metazoa; Chordata; Aves; Passeriformes; Paridae
Product: aldo-keto reductase family 1 member B10-like
Molecular function (GO): oxidoreductase activity
Source: RefSeq, a predicted model, not a curated record
CAUGGCCACCUGCCUGCAGCUCUCCAGCGGGGCCGGCAUGCCCGCCGUGGGGCUGGGCACAUGGAAGUCUGCAGCUGGGCAAGCAAAAGCUGCGGUGAUGGCUGCCAUCGAUGCCGGGUACCGCCACUUCGACUGUGCCUACGUGUACCAGAAUGAGAAUGAAAUUGGGGAAGGGAUCCAGCAGAAAAUCAAGGAAGGUGUUGUGAAAAGAGAAGACCUCUUCAUAGUCAGCAAGCUGUGGUCCACUUUUCAUGAGAAGCCUCUGGUAAAGGGAGCCUGCCAGAAGACUCUUGCUGACCUGAAAUUGCAUUACCUGGAUCUCUACCUCAUGCACUGGCCUCUGGGGUUCAAGGCAGGAGAGGAGCUGUUUCCUGCAGAUGACAAAGGCAUGGCUAUUCCAAGCAACACAGAUUUUCUAGAUACAUGGGAGGCCAUGGAAGAGCUGGUGGAUGCUGGUCUGGUAAAAGCCAUUGGUGUCUCCAACUUCAACCAUGAGCAGAUUGAAAGAAUCUUGAACAAGCCAGGACUGAAGCACAAGCCUGCAAAUGUCCAGAUCGAAUGCAAUCCAUACCUUACCCAGGAGAAGCUGGUGAACUAUUGCCAAUCCCAAGGGAUUGCUGUGACAGCCUAUAGCCCCCUUGGCUCUCCUGACAGACCAUGGGCUAAGCCAGAGGAUCCUUCCCUUCUGGAUGACCCCAAGAUCAAGGAAAUUGCAGCCAAGCACAACAAAUCCACAGCCCAGGUUCUCCUUCGCUUCCAGAUCCAGAGAAAUGUGAUUGUGAUUCCCAAAUCUGUCACCCCACAGCGCAUUGUGGAGAACUUCCAGGUGUUUGACUUCAAAUUGACUGAAGAGGAGAUGGCAACUAUUUUCAGCUUUAAUAGAAACUGGAGAGUCUAUACAAUGAGCAUGGGCAAAACUCACAAGGACUACCCCUUCAAUGCAGAAUAUUGAAGAUAUUAAUAUCCUGCCCUCAUUCAGAGC